This is a messenger RNA of Carica papaya (papaya), 2896 nucleotides long. NCBI's taxonomy places the organism in Eukaryota, Viridiplantae, Streptophyta, Magnoliopsida, Brassicales, Caricaceae. The record is from RefSeq and is a predicted model, not a curated record.
AUCUGUCAACUCUCCUCUCCCUCACACGCGCAAUGCACACUCUCUCUGUCUUGUUUCCUUUAUUAAUAAUCUUCAAAAAAGAACAAAAAAAAAAAUCACUUUCUUCUUCACUCUCAAGUCUCAACGCCUGGGAUUCCUAUAUAAACAAGAAAAGAAUGAAGAAAGACUCUCUUAAGUCUUGCAUUUGAUUGGGAUGCUAUUUUUUUUUUUUUAAUGGUAACGAUAGCGAAUAUAUCUUCUCUCCGUGGUGCUUUGAUGAGUAGGCUGCGAUGUUUUCGUUUAUGAGUGGUUUAAAGACUCUGCAAGUAAACGGGAUGGAGAAGAAGACUGAGUAUUUUUAAUUGACCAGAUUAGGGUGGUGCUUUGUUUUUCUUUUUUUUUUCUUUUUACUUUCUUUUACUUUUCUUGAUCGUUUUCUGACUCUGAAUAUUUUAGAGAGAAAUAAAAAAAACGCAAGAGGCUGAGAAGGGUUGCCUCAGAUCCAGGGAACUCAGGUAAUAUGUGCUAAAGGGUAGUGACUUUUUUAGGGUUUUCUUGUGAUUCUUGAGACAUCAACUUUCUUGGGGUUCUUUCACAUGACACUUUUUUUCUCCUUCUUUCUUGUGUUUAAAGAUAAGGCGUUUACUCCAACCUCUAUUUGAUUUUUCUGUUUUUUCUUUUUUUUGUAGAUUUUAAAUAUAUUUUCUGCUUUUUCCUUUCUCUUAGCUGUAUAGUUGAUGGGGGAAAAGAUAAAGAAAAGUCCAGAGGAGAAGUUGGAGAGACUACUCAGGUCGAACCUAUCUAUUUUGGUCUACAAAUGGCACUCUGGAUCUGUUCUUGUUGACCAGAUCUGACUACCUCAUAUCGUUUUCACAACCUUUUUCUGCCUCACCAAUAAGUUCCUUCCCCUGAGUUUGCCUCUUCUUUUGGUUCAUAUAUAUCGUGCUUUUAAGGCAUGGAAAAUGGUCUCUUGAAACCCAUGCUUCACAGUCCAAUAUUAUUCUUCAUUAGAGACGGCCAUAAAAUUAGCUGAACAAUGACAGGUUCUUUAAUUCUUGGGAGUUCGGAGGGUCAAUUUUUGUACUACCCGGAUAAGGAUUUUGAUGGAGGAGAUGUCUCCGGCGGUUGGAGUGCCAUUUCAAGUAGGUAAUCCAGUCUGUGAUAACCCCAGCUUAGCUAUUCGUAUUGGUUUCACAGGACUGAAGCUCAUGGGGGAUACAGAUGGUUUGUCAUCUAAGGUUUCUGCUCAGUCUACUUCUGGUGAAGAUGAAGAUUGUGAUUGUAGUAACUUGGAGAGUGAAGUUAGUGCAUUAGUGGUGCCUGUACAAGAAGAGACCCCUAAGAUUGGUGCUCCUCUGUUGGAUAUAGUAUUGGAAGAUAAAGGCACUUGGGUUGACACCGAUGAUUUGAUAAAAGAAAGUGAGGAGGAUGAUUCUUUAAUAUUGGAGGGUGAUCAGAUUCUUGAUAGUUCUUGUUCACUUUCAGUGGCAAGUGAAACUAGCAGCUUAUGCGGGGAGGAUUUAUUGCUUCUCGAUGCAGCUUCUGAUUUAGGAAUAGCUAAUGCUGUAGAGAAUGAGAAGACCAUUUCCAGUUUAGUUAUUACUGCUAACAACAGUGAUUUUCAUGAGUCGAAUAUCGGUCAGGGGAAUGUGACUGAUCCUCUUUCUAUGGCAAUAGACCUUGAGGGAAUUGGAGAUGGAUCCAAACCCAAGCCAUCUGCAGUUGCUCUUCAAUUGGCUUCAAGUGGAACGGUUGGACGAAGUGUAUUUGAGGUGGAAUAUAGUCCCCUGUGGGGAUUUACAUCCGUAUGUGGAAGAAGACCAGAGAUGGAAGAUGCAGUUGCAGCAGUAACUCAGUUUAUGAAAAUUCCCAUUCAAAUGCUUAUUGACGAUUUGUUAUUAGAUGGCACAGGAAAUUGUUACGCGGACCAAACUGCUCAUUUCUUUGGUGUUUAUGAUGGGCAUGGAGGUUCGCAGGUUGCAAACUACUGUCGUGAUCGGGUCCAUUGUGCUUUGGCGGAGGAAAUGGAGUCUGUUAAGGAAUGCCUGAGUGAUGGAAGUAUUAAGGAUAGUUGCCAAGAGCAGUGGAGAAGGGCAUUUACUAACUGUUUUGUUAAGGUAGAUGCUGAAGUUGGAGGAACAGCUAAUCUCGAACCUGUUGCCCCAGAAACUGUUGGCUCUACUGCUGUUGUUGCAAUUAUAUGCUCUUCCCAUAUUAUUGUGGCAAACUGUGGAGACUCAAGGGCCGUUCUAUUUCGUGGGAAAGAACCAAUGGCACUAUCUGUGGAUCAUAAACCGAAUCGAGAAGAUGAAUAUGCAAGAAUUGAAGCUGCCGGAGGGAGAGUUAUUCAGUGGAACGGGCACCGUGUUUUUGGAGUUCUUGCAAUGUCAAGAUCUAUUGGUGAUAGAUAUCUUAAGCCAUGGAUCAUUCCAGAUCCCGAAGUGACAUUUAUUCCUAGAGCGAAAGAAGAUGAAUGCCUCAUUCUUGCUAGUGAUGGUUUGUGGGAUGUGAUGUCAAAUGAAGAGGCAUGUGAUUUGGCACGAAAACGUAUACUUCUCUGGCACAAAAAGAACAGUGUUAGCCUUCCCUCAGAAAGGGAUAAAGGCAAUGAAAUGGAUCCUGCUGCUCAAGCUGCUGCUGAGUACCUAUCAAAUCGAGCUCUCCAGAAGGGAAGUAAAGAUAACAUUACCGUGAUUGUGGUGGACUUGAAAGCUCAAAGGAAAUUCAAGAACAGAACAUGAUCUUCUCUAGCCUUUCUAGCUAAUUCUUGUACUAUACGCUGUGAUCUGAUAUUAGUAUUUGCCCAUUUGUUUUUCCCAUGGGCUUAUUCAUGCCUGUAUGUAUUUUUUAGAGAGUAAAGAACUGCUGCAACUUUGCAAGAAGUUGUUAUUGAUUCAAGUGAUUACAGCAUUGCCAA